Molecule: messenger RNA, 1368 nt
Organism: Diachasma alloeum
Lineage: Eukaryota; Metazoa; Arthropoda; Insecta; Hymenoptera; Braconidae
Gene: Pcmt
Product: protein-L-isoaspartate(D-aspartate) O-methyltransferase
Exons: 6
Coding region: 96-779 (227 amino acids)
Biological process (GO): protein modification process
Cellular component (GO): cytoplasm
Molecular function (GO): protein-L-isoaspartate (D-aspartate) O-methyltransferase activity
Source: RefSeq, a predicted model, not a curated record
CGAGUUUUCAGGGUGCAAUCGAGAGUUCUGUCUACGUUUUAUUGAAUAAAAAGUAGUUCAGGUUUAUAGCAGUUUGAAAAAUUGCAACGAUAGUUAUGGCAGCUUUUGGGAGGUACCAUGGUAGAUCGAACAGGGACCUAGUGCAGUACCUGAAGAAAUCGGAGGUGAUCAAGUCUGAUCGAGUUUUUGACGCAAUGUGCUCAGUGGACAGAGGAAAAUAUACUUUAGCAUAUCCGUACGUCGACUCGCCCCAGGGGAUCGGUUAUGGGGUGACAAUAAGCGCCCCUCAUAUGCACGCCCAUGCCCUGGAACUCCUGGAGGACAAGUUAAAACCCGGGAAUAAAGCCCUGGAUGUUGGCUCGGGGUCUGGAUACUUGACUGCUUGCAUGGGAGUCAUGCUGGGGAAGGAGGGAGUUGCUAUCGGGAUUGAUCACAUCCCGGAGCUUCAGGCACUGGCUAAGAAAAAUAUCAUGAGUGACAAGCCUGAAUUGAUUGAAACUGGACGUGUGGAAUUAAUUGUGGGAGAUGGAAGAUUAGGAUAUCCAGGUCGAGCCCCUUACGAUGCCAUCCACGUGGGAGCAGCAGCAAAAGAGACUCCUCAAACACUGAUUGAACAGCUAGCCCCUGGGGGUCGGUUAAUCGUCCCAGUAGGCGCCUCGAACUCAGAUCAGACCCUAAUUCAAAUCGACAAGACCCUGGAAGGAGAGAUCAAACAACGGCCUUUGAUGGGAGUCGUCUACGUCCCCUUGACUGACAGGGAGAGGCAGUACAGCUCAUGAAACCAGUGUCUGCUCCAGUGAGCUAAUUUAUUCUUUUCGUCAUUCGUGAUCAUUUUGACUGUUUGAAGGCUCAACGACUUAGAACAAUGAAAUUAAUAAGAUUUAAGAUUUUGAAUUUUUUUAGAUUCUAGAGUUUCUUGUGUUCUGGUAACAUUAUGUUCGAUAAUAGUUCUCUUCUGUAAAGUAAGAUACUCAUUAAAAGAGCACUCGGUAAUUUUAAGAAUAUUCAGGCUGUCAAUGUUCAAUUCUGUAACAAAUCGGUGAAGUUUGGUAAUUCCAAAAAAAAUAUCAACACUAUUUUGCGAAUAUCUCCAAAACUAAGGGUUUUAGCGAAAAAUUUGACAAUAUCAUUUUUGUAGACCAUGAAAUUUCCCGCAAGAAAGUCCUUUGGCAUUUUUUUCUAAACCUCCAAGUUCGGGAGAUACUUGCCAAAGAAUGUAAAUCUGUUUCUCUGGGUUCACCACUUUGUUACUCAUGUUUCUCCUCGAGAUAAAAUUCUGAGGAAAAUUCACCCGAUGUCAUAAAUCACUGUAUGACUGAAAACAGUAAUUUUUUAUUAUCAAUAAAGUUAUUAAAAUUAUAAUUACAA